Messenger RNA from Lottia gigantea (owl limpet), 3780 nucleotides. RefSeq lists its product as hypothetical. The transcript is spliced from 14 exons. Bases 125 to 1999 code for a protein of 624 amino acids. Gene Ontology annotation, molecular function: transketolase activity; thiamine pyrophosphate binding. The record is from RefSeq and is a predicted model, not a curated record. NCBI's taxonomy places the organism in Eukaryota, Metazoa, Mollusca, Gastropoda, Lottiidae.
GAUCAAUUGCCGGCGUCAACCGAUAUAGUGACUGUCUAGUUUGUUAGACGAGGACGAAACAGUCUUACAUAUUACGGAUUUAUCUAAACUUUAGAGUUUUAUUUCGCCGUAAGAAGCAGUCGACAUGAGUGAAUAUCACAGACCCGAUGCCAAUAUGGUGCAGACUUUGAAAGACAUUGCAAAUAAACUGCGAUUUCAAAGCAUCAACAUGACAAGCACGUGCAACUCAGGUCAUCCUACCUCAUGUUGUUCUGCUGCAGAAAUUUUUUCCGUAUUAUUCUUCCAUACAAUGAAAUAUAAAGUUAAGGAACCCAAAAAUGCGGCCAAUGACAGAUUUGUUUUGUCCAAGGGGCAUGCUUGUCCAAUUCUCUAUGCAGCCUGGGCAGAAGUUGGUUUAUUCCCCGAAUCAGAACUUCUAAAUAUCCGUAAGCUGUCCUCAGACUUGGAAGGUCAUCCCACCCCAAGAUUGAACUUUAUUGAUGUAGCUACAGGAUCACUGGGUAUGGGACUCAGUUUUGCAGCUGGUAUGGCGUAUUGUGGUAAAUACAUUGACAAAGCUGAUUAUCGUGUAUUUGCUGUAAUGGGAGAUGGUGAAUCGGCAGAAGGGUCUGUCUGGGAAGCCAUGGCGUUCUCAAGUUUCUACAAACUGGAUAAUCUUGUGGCAAUAUUUGACGUCAACAGACUAGGACAGAGUGACCCUACCAGUCUUCAACAUGAUCUUGACACAUACAAGAAACGAGCCGAGGCUUUUGGAUUCAAUACCUACGUGGUUGAUGGACAUAGCGUCGAGGAGCUGGUGAAAGCUCUCCACGGAGCCGAGACCACCUCGGGAAGACCAACAUGUAUUAUCGCCAAAACAUUCAAGGGCAAGGGGGUGUCUGGAAUUGAAGAUCAGAUCAACUGGCAUGGAAAGCCUCUGGGUGGGGAAACAGAAAGGGCACUGGCUGAAAUCAAGGCCAUUAUUAAGAAUAAUGGACCUUACAACAUCACCCCACCCCAACCCAGUGGAACAGUUCAAGCAGCCAACAUCUCCAAUAUAGCUCUACCAGAACCUCCUAAAUAUUCUGAACCAACAGCAUGUAGAGCAGCUUAUGGUAAAGCCAUUGCUAAAAUAGGUCAAGCUAACAAUCGGGUCAUCGCCAUGGACGGUGACACCAAAAACUCUACAUAUUCCAUUAAACUUAUGGACGUAAGACCAGAUCAAUACGUAGAAUGUUUUAUAGCAGAACAGAAUUUAGUUGGAGUUGGUAUUGGCUGUGCUACUAGAGACCGAACUGUUGUUUUCCUCAGCACCUUUGCUGCCUUCUUCACCAGAGCGUUCGAUCAGAUUCGAAUGGGGGCCAUCUCUCAAACUAAUGUUAAUUUUGUAGGAUCCCAUGCUGGAGUAUCCAUUGGUGAAGAUGGACCUUCACAGAUGGCGCUGGAAGAUUUGGCCAUGUUUCAAUCCAUCCCAGGGUCCACUGUUUUCUAUCCGUCUGACGCUGUCUCCAUGGAACGAGCUGUAGAGUUGGCAGCCAACAAGUCUGGUAUCUGUUUUAUUCGUUCAAGUCGACCCAACAUACCAAUUCUUUAUGGUGCUGAUGAAGUUUUUAAAAUUGGUCAAGCCAAGGUUCUACGUAAAACUGAUUCUGAUCAAGUAACAAUAAUAGGAGCCUGUGUAACUAUUGUAGAGGCUCUGAAAGCAGCUGAUGAGUUGGCUAAGAGUGGAGUCAAUGUCAGAGUUAUUGACCCUUUCACCAUUAAACCACUAGAUGUCGCUGGUAUCAUACAGAACGCUAGAGAAACUGGUGGACGUAUUGUUACUGUUGAGGAUCAUUAUGUUGAAGGUGGAAUCGGUAGCGCCGUGGCCAGUGGGGUGAGUGAAUGCAGGGAUAUAAUCGUGAAGAAACUGGCCGUAAACGACAUCCCAAGGAGUGGAAAGGCAGCUGAAUUAAUCGAGAAAUAUGGAAUUGGAGCUAACAGUAUCGUUAAAGCAGUACAACAAAUUUUAACUCUAUAAAUUUAACACAUCGUUAAGUUUUUAAAUUCCAAUUUUGUUAUGAUUAGCUAGUUAUCGCAAUUGCUUAUUUUAAAGAUGUAAAAUGGUACCUUGGAUGUAUCUGUCAAAAAUUCAAAUGUUUUUUAUUUAAUCAUUAAUAAAUUUUCUAGAAGUGAAAAAAAGUAGCUGAGAUACAUUUUUAGAAAUAGUUUUUCAAAAUACAUAUAAAUAUUUUAUUGUUUUUUUAUGGAAUUUCUUCAAUUUGAUUAUUCUGCAUUUAAGGAAAUGGCAUAUAAAUUUGAUAUUUGAUAUUAAUGUAGUUGUAGGUGUUUUAAUGUUGUAAUGUUUGUGGGAAGAUAUAAUAAUGAUUAUAUUUGGUUUUUGACAAAAUACUUUUAUGUUCAUCAGUACACUAAUUAUUGUUAUAGGGUAUGCAAGGUUUAUAUAGUCUAAUAUUCACUCAUUAAACUUCAUGUCAGUCUAAUUUUGUAAAUUGGAAAUCAACCUGUUGGUUCAAAUUGUCGUUUUUGAAUAAUGUUAUUAAUUACUGUAAUUUGAUAUUUAGCAAUUGAAUUUUGUACUGUUGUCAGUAAUAUACUUCGUUAUAUUUUACCGUUGGCUAAUAUGCUUUGCAGUCAGCUAAUGCACUUUGCUGUCAUCGGCUAAUGAACUUUGCUGUCAGCUAAUGUAGGCCCUACAUUGAUGCCAGCUAAUAUUCUUUACAGUCAGCUAAUAUACUUAGCUGUCAAUUAAUAUACUUUGCUGCCAGCUGAUAUACUUUGUGGCCAGCUGAUAUACUUUGUUCGUAGUAACUCUGUGAUUAUCUGACUAAGUUCAUUACUGUUGAACUGCUUAUUUUAAUUUGCAAGUGAACAACAUUAUUCUUGAAAAAUGUUAUAAUUGAGCUCAAAUUUUCUAAAAUUGUUGUUUAUGUAUCUGGUUUUUGUUGGUUAUUUUUUAAGUUUGUAUCAGAUGAAGUUUAUUUGGGUAAUUAAAAGACCAGAUUAUGAAGAUGUAUCACCUAGUUUACCAAGUAGACAGUUUCAUAAUCAAUAUAAUAAUCUUAAAUAAUACUUAAUGAGUUUCUUUGUCAAAACCAACUAGUUUCUUCGUCAAACCCUAAAGUUUCUUUUGUCAAACCCAACUGUUUUCCUUGCCAACUUUUGUGAAACCCAGACUAGUUUCUUUUGUCAAACCCAACUAGUUUCUUUGUCAAAACCAAACUAGUUUCUAUGUCAAACCCACGCUAGUUUCUUUGUCAAAACCAACUAGUUUCUUUGUCAAAACCAACUAGUUUCUUUGUCAAAACCAACUAGUUUCUUUGUCAAAACCAACUAGUUUCUUUGUCAAACCCAUGCUAGUUUUUAUGUCAAAACCAAACUAGUUUCUAUGUCAAACCCAUGCUAGUUUUUAUGUCAAAACCAAACUAGUUUCUUUGUCAAAACCAAACUAGUUUCUAUGUCAAAACCAAACUAGUUUCUUUGUCAAACCCACGCUAGUUUCCAUGUCAAAACCAACUAGUUUCUAUGUCAAAACCAAACUAGUUUCUUUGUCAAAACCAAACUAGUUUCUUUGUCAAACCCACACUAGUUUCUUUGUCAAAACCAACUAGUUUCUAUGUCAAACCCUAAAGUUUCUUUUGUCAAACCCAACUGUUUUCCUUGUCAACUUUUGUCAAACCCAAACUAGUUUCUUUUGUCAAAACCAAACUAGUUUCUUUUGUCAAAACCAAACUAGUUUCUUUUGUCAAAGACUAGUUUCUUUGUAAAGAUCCUAUUUCAUUGAAAAUAUCCUAAGAAAAG